AUGUUCGAAUUUUCAUACCGCGUCUUGUUGAUAAACAUAUCUGUCGAUCAUUACAGGAUGAAUCGUUCCCGUUCACCAAGCGCUACAAAUUUUUUCGACAAUAUUCAACGCACUUUCUCUGGUCUCAAUGACAAAUUGGAGAAAAGCGUUCAGGAACAUUUGCGUAACGUUUACGCAACUGUGGCAGCUGGCGUUGGAGCAGCAGCUAUCGGCGCAGCGGUCCAUAUCUUCACGAAUGUCCUCAGAGCGAAUUUCCUCUUGUCACUGGCAUCGAUCGUUUUGAUGUUCUCUCUGAUUUCGACUCCACAUACUCGAGCGAACGAAAAGAAGAGACUGGCAUAUUUCUUCCUGUUCUGUGGAAUUUCUGGUGUGAGCAUGGGACCACUUUUGGAGCGCGUAAUUGACAUUGACCCGUCGUGUGUAUUGACCGCUUUGUUGGCCACAACUACCGUGUUCGGAUGCUUCUCACUUGUCGCUCUUCAUGCUCCAUCAACGAAGUACAUACACAUGGGAGGUACUCUGGCUUCCGCUGCAUUGUGCCUGUUGUUCGCCUCGUUCUUCGCCUCGUACUACGUCCUAAUCCUUGGAGGGCUCGCUUUGUCAUGUGCUUUCGUGGUGUACGACACUCAGUUGAUUGCGGAGAAAUCUCGCCGUGGAGACGAUGAUUACAUCUGGCACUCAGUGGAACUCUUCAUCGACUUUGCCAACAUUUUCAGAUACCUUGUUGUUCUUCUGGCUGACAAGAAGGAAAGGGAUAACAGGAAGAGAAGAGAUUAA
Messenger RNA from Haemonchus placei, 777 nucleotides. The record is from the annotation of a GenBank genome assembly. NCBI's taxonomy places the organism in Eukaryota, Metazoa, Nematoda, Chromadorea, Rhabditida, Trichostrongylidae.